CGUCUGGGUGCAUUCGGCCAUUUCCGUCUCUGGCCAGCCGGUGGUGUCACUCAACAACCGUGGAGACUUCAAAAUCACUCUAAACAUACCCCACACUACUGAAUAGGGAUUCAUUUUGAGAAAAUCUGUCAGACAAAUUAUUCUGCUGUACUUCCAAUGAUCAGCCAUGGAUGAGGAUGACAGCCAGGAUGAGCUGAUCAACCGCAGUGCAUCCCACAGCAAAGGCAAGAGGGCUGCGUUGUGGGUCAUCUCAGAUGACUCAGAUGAUGUUGAAGAAGAGUCUGAGGAGGGAGAAUCUGACAGUGGUGAGGAAGAGGAGGAAGAUCACUUAAAUGGAGAAGAAGAUGAGGAAGAGGAGGAGGAGGAUGAUGAGGAAGAGGAGGAAGAUGCUAAACCAGAGGAUGGUGCUUUUGGAGGGACCUCUGCUGACCUUGCAGGGAUGAGCUCGGACGAGGACUCAGAGAAGUGUCCUAUCUGCCUUAACUCAUUCAGCAGCCAGCCUGUUGCAACACCAGAGCACUGUCAACACUACUUCUGCCUUGAUUGCAUCCUUGAAUGGGCCAAGAAUGCAAACUCGUGUCCUGUAGACCGCAAGGCCUUCAACAACAUAUACUUAAGGAGAUGUUAUGGAGGCAAAGUGAAGAAAAUGAUCACAGUGCAAAAGCCUGUGAAGGAAGGUCAAGAAGAAACGGUAGAUUUGGACCUGGAGCAGACCAGUUGUGAGGUGUGCGGGGGCAGUGACCGUGAGGACCGCCUCUUGCUCUGCGAUGGUUGUGAUGCUGGGUAUCACAUGGAGUGUCUCACACCACCUCUUGAUUCUGUUCCUGUAGAAGAAUGGUUCUGCCCCGAAUGUGAAGCCAACAAUCGUCACUCAAGGGGUUCAGCAGGGGAAGUUAGCAAUGUAGACAGCCAGCCUUCUCCCGCCCGUCCCGCCACCAGCCGCCAUCAGCCGCGUGCCACAGGUCCUACCAGAGCUAUCGCCCGAACUCAGCAGAGUGAGAGAGUUCGAGCUAAUGUCAACCGACAUCGCAUCACACAGGCACGCGAAUCACAGUUGGCUCCCACAUAUCUGAUCCAGUCCACGUGGCUGGAUGAGACUAUAAAUGCUGUGGUGGCUGGGCUCAAUACGGCUGUGUAUAUACGGGACUUUACGCCUCGCCUCCCGUCUAGGCGCAAGCGCAAGACUGGACGCAGAAAGGUCAAGCGCAAGAAGACAUCUUCUGCUAAGGGUAAAGCCACAAGUACAAGAGUCAAAAGGAGGAAACGGAAAGUGAGGAAGACUAAAUCCAGAAAAAAGCUGAUGGUGAAAAAGGCAGCUAAUCCUCGAAGCCGUAUCGCUAAUAGUCUUGGAAUUGUAAAGGACAAGAAGAGCUCUUCACUACCUACAGUAUACCGGCCCUCUGAGCACACACUAAGCAGUAUGCGUGCUGACAUAGGUGCUGCAUCCCUCUCCAUCUAUGGAGAUCCAUUUGACCUUGAUCCAUUUGUGGAUCGUGAGGAGGAUGAGCAGGAGGCCCAUGUUACAUCACUGUUGGAGGCUAAGAGACGAGGGAUCUCUCGCUCUGCUCUUCGCUCUCACCAGCCCGUAGCUCGACCAGUAACUGCAAGCCUUUCCAGGAGGGGUAUGGAUGUCCCGCAAUCAGGGGGUGUUGUGGAGGCAGCCCCAGUUCCUGACCUGCUUGGCAGUAUCCUAACAGGACAGAGCAUGCUCUUGAUGGACAGCUCCGAUGUUGUCAUUAAUCGGGAUGGCUCCCUUAAAGCUACAAAGCCAUUGAUGCCAUCCGCAUUAAAGCCAGGUAGCAGCAAAAGCAGUAGCUCAGGAGAAGCCAGCACCCAGGUCAACCCAGGGAUGUCGCCCAUCCCAGGAGACAGUUCUCUGUCUCUCCACUACAACGGAGACUUACCAGGAUCCUCUCGUAGCUCCAUGAACAGACCUUUGUCCCAGAGCUCUGCCUGCUUACCCCCAUUUUCACCAUCCACAGCCACCCACAACCAACCACCUCCGCAUUCUGAUUUGCCACCCAGAGGUCACCCAAGUUUCCAGCCACCUCGUCCAAACAGACCCACCCCCUCUCUUGGUCACCGGGGAACCAAUGGAGUUGGAGCCCCAAGGGAACCCACCUCCUCAUCUGUUCCAGACUCCAAGAGCAAAGGAAUGGCUGCAUCACAGUAUCAACCUAAAAAAGCACCUACAAAGCCCAUGUGGAUAGAUGUAUCAGUGCUUCCUCGGAUACCAAAAAUAAAAAGAGGGAGUAGCAGUGUCACAAGUGAUGGCACUAGUCAAGGAAGCAGUAGUGGCAAUAAUAGAAUAAGUAGUAGUAGGGGAAAUAGCAGUACUUCUACCACUAGUAGUAAUGGUUACAGUAUACCUGAAACAGGCAUGAACAGCCUUGCUGGGGACAAAAGUAGGCAGCAAAGUGUAGACCAGCAAAAGGGAAGGGCUGACAGUCAGGCCCAGAGACAUAGGCCUGACGGAGCAUCAUCAUCAUCAUCGGCUUUCUCCAGCUCAUUUUCCUCUUCUUCCUCCUCCACUGGCUCGCCUGCUAGCCAGUCGCGUUAUUCUACUUCUUCUUCUUCAUCUUCAUCAGCAGUGAGCUUCCGCAUAAACUCCAGUGGGAACUCUUGGCAUUCAAGGCGGCUAAGCAUUACAUCAUCCUCUGCUAGUGGAGGCAGCAUGCAAGAACACUGGAGAGAAAAGGAAGAUGAGGCAAAAAAGAGACAGUUGCACAGGGAUAAACAGAUGCUGCUGGCAUCGCGGACGCUGGUUAAUAAGGAACAAGAGAGUAAUAAUAUCUAUGAUCCCUUUAAUCCCACUCUGUCAGACUCAAGCAGCUCAGACGGGGAAGCCGAGAGCUCGAGCCUGGUUAGCAGCUCCCGACAUACCACUCAUGAGCAGAAGGCUCCUAAUUUACGAAAAAAGGAGGAUUCAGUGCAAAGCAAACAUAACCUGGUACAUGUGAAAACUGAACCACAGGAGACUGAGAUCUCACAGGAUGAACCAAGGAGAACUAGUGCUCAGGAAAUCAUAUCACAGGAUAUCAGAUGCUCACAGGAAUAUGUCAAGGUUGAAAAAGAACCAAGAUUAAUAGACACUAAGGCUGAGAAACAAACAGCAUUAUUUCACACUAAAGUUAAGAAAGAACCAGGGUUAGAUGAUGCAAGUGAAACUGAAAGUUGUGGUCACAGUGUAAAAACAUAUUUGAAUUCAGAGAGCACGGACACCACACCAUCUGCUCAUCACAGCCUGGAUCUUUUAAAGACUGAGAAAGAGACUCUAGAAGAUGAGAGUGAAGGAACUUCCAGCAGUGCUCACCCUAACUGUAGGAGUGAUUCAUCAGCAUCCAGCUCUGCUCCCACCAAGAAGAAACAAAAGGCAGAAUCUAAAUCAGAUUUCAUGUCUUGCUCCAAGUCCCCAUCAAGAGAUUUGGGCCAUAAGAUGAAAACCUCCAAAGCCUCAAAGGAACGGCGCUCUAGCAGUUUAGAAACAGACAAAGGCAGGAGAAGAGACCAUCGAGCCUCUGGUCAGGGCAGCAGGCAAAAGGACAAGGAGAAGGACAAAGAAAGGAGCUCCAGGCGGUCAAGGUCCAAAGAGAGGAGAAAGGCACGCUCAACCUCAGAAAGCUCUCAGUCCAGUUCCUCUGAUAGAACUCACAGAAAGAGACAGCGAUCCCGCUCCCGAUCCAAAGACAGGAGACGAUCCAGGUCUGCCUCCAGCUCUAGCAGCAUAGAGCAUUCAAGAAGGAAGAAGCAUAAACAAAGAAGCAAGGAGAGAAAUGAUGGCAGAGAGAGAGACUGGGAGAGAGGACGUACAUCAAAGGACAAGAGACAUGGUCGGUCUCGCUCAAAGUCUCGGUCAAAGUCACGCUCCAGGUCUAGAUCCACAUCUAGAUCGAAGGUCACUAAACGUGGUCGGUCUGGUUCAAAAUCGCGGUCAAAAUCACGGUCCAGGUCCAGAUCCAGGGAAAGGAGGAAAGAGCACACACGACCACAACAACAACCUCUCUUCUCCAGGAACAAGGUGGGGUCACAGUCAAAAGACAAAAAGAGACACAGGUCUAGAUCGCGCUCAAAAGAGAGGAGGAAAGAAGAGGGCUCGUCAUCCACGGGUUCACAGAAAACACCAGGGUCCUUUGUUCCAUCCUCUAAAGACACAAAGCUGUUACAGGACAAGAACAAAGAGAAAGAUAUUGUUCAAAGCUUAAUCAAAGAGAAAAAAACUGCUGAAGAGAAUAAACAGGAGUUGCCCUCCUGUACCUCCAUCUCUAAAGUUAAAAAGGAAGGCAAAGACCUCAGGGCAGACAGCAAGGCCACAACAGCAGAAAUGACAAAAGAGGUGAAGGCUGUAAAAGAAAUUAAGAAAGAAAAACAACCAUCUCUUGAUAUGUUUGAAGAUUCUCCUAUUAUUAAAUCAAUUAAGAAAGAAGAAAUGGACACCCCUUCUGUGACAGAGACCAAAGGCUUAGAUGAGGCAAUUAAAGAAGAUAUCACCAAGACUGAGAUUUGUAAAGUCAAAACAGAGACUUGUGAAAUCACCACAAUUAAAUCAGAGCCAAGUUCCUCAGAUUUGUGCCACCUACCCCCUUUCACCUCAUUUUCUACAUUAACCACACCUGUUACUGCGGACAGUCACCCGGAUGCCGUCUCUCAGUCUCACCCAGGGUCAAUGGCCUCCGCAGAGCAGCCAAACACUGCAGGGUUGAUUGUCCCUGUAAAGCAGGAAAUUCAGCAACCCUCAGACUCUGAUGAUGACUUCAAUGUUGAUGUGAUGCUUGACAACCUUGACUAUGUUAAGUCUGAACGCACAGAGGAAAGUGGUGCAUUUGUCAAACCAGAGAAGGAGGUAGAGGAGGUGAAGAAUGACGGAGAGCAGGUAUUGGCCGUAGUUGGAGCCAAAUCCAAGACUCAAGUGAAGAGGGUUACCUGGAAUAUACAAGAACCUGAGGGGCCUCAACCAGAGAAAUCUGCAAGCAAGCUGGCUCUCUAUAAGCUGAAGCUGAAGCAGGAAGGAGCUCGCAGACCCUUAUCAACAGCCCAGACAUCAAGUCAGGACAUCUCUGGAGCUGUCAGUGACUCUUCCAGGAAAGGUGCAGUCGGUCCACUCAGUGCUUCCUCUAGAUCUGAUGGCCUGCAUCGGGAGGGGUUAUCAGUGACUGGACAAGGAGAGGCAGAUGAAGGGGAUUUGUCAAAGAAAGAUAAGUAUUUGAAAAAGCUGCACAUGCAGGAGAGAGCUAUAGAGGAGGUGAAGCUAGCUAUCAAGCCUUUCUACCAGAGGAGAGACAUCAACAAGGAUGAAUACAAAGAGAUUCUACGCAAGGCCGUCCAGAAGGUGUGCCACAGCAAGAGCGGCGAGAUCAACCCAGUGAAGGUGGGCAAUCUGGUUAAGGCAUAUGUGGACAAAUACAAACAUGCUAGGAAACACAAGAAAGGAGAGGAGUUAGGGAAAGCACCAGAAGUACAGACUGAGGCCAUGAAAACCUCUGACAGCCCGUGAGAAGGCAUGAAUUACAGGCAAGAACAGCCACCCCCACCCACCCCCCCAAAACACUCAUCUGUAUGUUUAACUAUGUUUUACUCUCUGUCCUACCAGUGGGAGUGAUCUCAAACUCUCGGACAUAGCCAAUCUUAAUGGCUGGCUAAGAUUUGCUCACAGCUUCAAGAUGGAACAUUUUCUAUAAUGUCAAGCUUUCUAUCUUACAGAAGUUUUGAAUUUUUUUUUUUUUCUUUGAUCACUUGAAAAGCACCUAUUGGUGUCUUGUGUUUGGACUGUCACUGCCAAGAACUGGUCUUUUUGUGUAAUACAGCUCAGAAACUUAAUGGGAGACUUCAAGGUUGUGCCUUAAAGAGGCAAAUCUCAGAGACCCUCCCAUGGAGUGAUAAAUCAGGUAGCUUUCUCCACAGGCAUAUUACUGGGAGGAUGCAGCAUGGGCUUUGAGUUUUCUAUGGCUUUUUUGUUUUGUGGGACAGCAGGGGUUAUUUAUCAGUGGCAAAACUCAUUUUGUUGGUUAAGAAGUGGCAUAAAAGUAUGCAGAGUCUGCAUAUUUAAGAUGUUAGUCACAUAAAGAAAAGACACUGUUAUGCAAUGUUUUGUAGAAAAUUUAUCAUUAGAGUAUUUGGUUGUAAAUAAUAUAGAUUUGAUAUAUCUACUUAUAUGUUCCUUUCAUCUGUGUUGCCUGUUAUGAAUGACUGACAUAAAUGGUUCUAGUUUAUAGAGUUGAUUGUUUUUUGUUUUGUAUUUAAAAGCCUCUGUUAUCUGUCUUCCGCAUCUCUAAUAUCCAUGUUUAAAGAGCUAAAUCUAGUUCAGCGUACUACAGGUGAAUUCUGGCUCAGUAGGUUGAAAUGAACAGUGGAGUCUCUCCUCAAAUAAUAAUCUCUUCUCUUCACUUGAUUUCUGGUGUUCUGAAAGAUUCUCUGAAUCUCAUCAUUAUCUUUUUUUUUUUCAACCCAUGAAUGAAAUGUAGAAAACCAGGUUUUACAGAACCAGGGAAUAUUUUGUUUUUUUGCCAUACUAGUAAAAAUAAUAAUAAUGAAAAAAAUGCACCAUUUAACUGAGUGAGAGAGAUUUCAUUUGUUUUUGGGCAUUCAGUUUUUAAACACUGGAAAAUACAACACCAUAGUAGGUAAUCGAUUUUACUUUGCAGUGAAAAGGAUUAUGAUACAGACUUCAUGUCUCAGUGGCCGAGUUGCAACCCCCUUUAUCUUGCAAAAAAUGCCAAUGUCUAGAUUUUGUCACCGUCCAACCUGGUGCUCUCAUAUCCACAAACAUUUUAACUACAAACACAUUUUUCUUUUGUAUUUAAUGUUGAUUAAUAAAAAUGAAGCUAAUUUUAUUGGCAUAAUUUCAUUGUUUUGUGAGAUCAAUUUAUAAUUUAUAUAUUCUGUGUAUGAGAAAAACAACGGACCAUCUUCUAAACCAUCACAUUUUCCAAUGUAGGUAUGAUAAGACUAAAUACAUGCCUUUAGUUGGCAACAGUGAAAUAAUCCUUUCAGUGUUAACCUUUAAGUGUCUAUAGGUUUUGAUUACAGCCUCAUUAUGACUGCUUUGUCAGCGUGUCUUUAGCCUUUACUACUCUGCAUUUCUUUCCUCAACACAAAUGUUCAUGAAAAACUAAUUUCUGCUUGUUCACCAUGUUGUUGUCCAUACUAGUUACUUUGCCUACUGUGAAGACUGGUGGGUGGUUGGGCUUUCAUUUGGCUCCAUAAAGCCACAGACUGGACAAAUCUAAGGUGCUCAUGUUUAUCUGAAUGUAUUGUAUGUUUUGGGGGGUUUCUUCUGCAUUUACUUGAUAAAACACGCCAGGUGUUUCUAAGAGGGAACACAGUAAUAAAUCACUGAUGAUAAAUAGGGUUUUGUCUCAGUUAAAUACAAGUUCUUACUCA
Molecule: messenger RNA, 7377 nt
Organism: Lates calcarifer (barramundi perch)
Lineage: Eukaryota; Metazoa; Chordata; Actinopteri; Centropomidae
Gene: phrf1
Product: PHD and ring finger domains 1
Exons: 19
Coding region: 167-5491 (1774 amino acids)
Source: RefSeq, a predicted model, not a curated record